Conger conger (European conger) is the source of this 4411-nucleotide messenger RNA. It is a transcript of the gene pprc1, whose product is annotated as PPARG related coactivator 1. Lineage: Eukaryota; Metazoa; Chordata; Actinopteri; Anguilliformes; Congridae. The transcript has 14 exons. Gene Ontology annotation, cellular component: nucleus. Gene Ontology annotation, biological process: positive regulation of transcription by RNA polymerase II. Gene Ontology annotation, molecular function: transcription factor binding; RNA binding. Bases 80 to 3943 code for a protein of 1287 amino acids. The record is from RefSeq and is a predicted model, not a curated record.
AAAUACCACGUGUCUUGCACCGGCCCUAUGCUGUUGCGGAGAACACGCUUCCAUUGAGCUGCAUGAUCAUAGCUGUAAGAUGGCGGCGCGGUGGGGAGUUGGCGAGGAGAGUUUAACCACCGGCAAUAUGGAAUUUUUCACGACAUAUUCCCUUGAGGAGGGCCACCUGUCUGGGGAGGGCAGCGGCCUGACCCUGGAUGCCCGGCUGGACUCUGCUGAUGGGCUGGAGCCCUUCCACAGCUGCCUGGAUCCAUCAAUCCUGUCAAUCUUUGAGGACUCUGUUACAACUGGAGAGGCGAGAGGCCGAUUGGAAGAGGAGAGUGAAGCAACGCUUCUCACGGCUCUUACGGAAAUACUCGACAAUGUUGACGACGAGAACCUGUCCCCCUUUGACACUCUCCCGGACUCGGAGCUGUUCUCUGGCCAGAGGGGUCGCGAACCGUCUCCGCUGAGAAGGCUCUUGACUCUGGCCCGGUCACCUCCUGGCAGAGAACCUGUACGCAGCCCCAAAUCUCCCACCCCUACCCCGGCAAAGUUGGAGAAAGUCUCUGUGGAGUGGGAUCAGAAGACCAGGGCACCUCUGAGGGUGCCAGACGUUGCUCUCCAGAGGAGCGACGGUGAGGAGGAAGAGGAGGAAGGGGCCGGGAGCCUAACACCGAGUUCAGAGGGUCCCUCUUCCCCCGACAGCACAGAAGCAGGAGGUCUGCUGUCCCUGGACCAGGAUGGGAGGUGUGUGGCCAUGUCCCUGAGCGACCUCGUGAAGCACAUGCACACGUACUGCCUGGAGGUCAGCCUGGAACCGGGAGAGGGCGACGGGCUGCUGCCGGAGGGGGCCAUCGUGCUGGAGGUGGUGGACCAAGGCGAGGAAGGGGAGCCGGUCUUGGCGGUGACGUCGUCCCUGGGCCUAAUGGAGGCUCUGACUGCAAAUGAGGAAGCAAUGCCCCAGCAGGAGGAGGAGGAGGAGGAGCAGCAGGUGGGGGGAUCGUCUUCUUCGGCGAAGGAGAACCGGUCCCUCCCAGCCCCUGUUCCGGAGGCGAACGACGAUGAGAAUGUGAGUGAGGAGCGGCCCAGGGUGGAGGCGUUUGGGAAAUACCCCACGGGCCGCAAAAAGAAACGGAAAAGUGACGAGGGUGGCGGUCCGGUCCCUGAAGGGCGAGUCCUUAGGAGCGCAUCGCUUGCUUUGGUGCAGGGGGGUCCCACCGUGCCCCAGGAAACGGGCCUCAAAAGGAAAGCCAUGCCCGGGACGAAGAAGAAGAGGGUGUCCUUCGCACCUGUUUUGACGUCUUUCCUUGAGUCACCAGUCGACAGCGGGUGUGGGAGUGAAAGUGUGGAAGCCCCAGCAUUGGAAAAGCAGCAGCCUAUUUUGGAAGACUGCAAGUUGGCUCCCGCACCCGCGCCAAUGUUGCCAGAGAUUGACAUGCAGCCUUGCGAGGCACCCUCCAUCCAGAAGGAGGCGCCAGUAUCCCAGCCUCUUGAGCCCAAGCAGGUGGCACUAUCUCAGCCUGUUGAUCCCGAGGAGGUCCCAGUAUCUCAGGCUGUUGAUCCCAAGCCCAAGCCCCUCAGCCUUCAGCAGUACCGGCUCCUGCGGCAGCAGAAGAAACCAGCUCCAGUAGUGAAGCAGGAGGACCAGAGCACCAAGUGGCCCUCCCUGCCUGAACCCCCAACCGAGCUGCUCCCCAUCCCCUGCCUGGUGGAGCCCCAGCCACAGCUGGCCUCCAAGACCACCACCCCUCCCACGGAGCCGGUCUGGCAGCCUGUGGGCACCGAGGCCCCGCCUACUCCCCAGGCCCUCCUGAUCCCUCUCGCAUCACUGGGCUCCGCCAGUAAGGCCGCUGCCACUCCUGCGAAGCCUGCGUCGGUCCCCAAGACUCCCGAGGUGCCUCAAGGCCCAAAUCCACCACGCGAGCCCUCCGCUCCGCUGUCCCAGAAGCUGGUCGAGCCCAGCUCUUGCAAGCCACUGGAGCCCUCACGCCGAAGCCCCCCUCCAAUCUCCGAAAGAGCGCAGUCUAACGGGAACGCACCCACACAGGGCGUCAGCCACCGCCAGGGGAACCAGGAAGUGAAACUUCAGCAGCCCCGCCCUUCCACAGGGACAGUACAGCUCAGUGCCGUUGGAGUCAGGCAUCAGGCACAGCAUGCGCCUCCACUUCAGGCCUCUAUUCAGACACCCAAGUUACAGGCCAUUCCCAUUCCCGGGACGAAGGCUGUCCCAGCCCAGCAAACAGCUGCCCCUGCCCCCAGCCCUACCCCAGCCUUUGGCCCCUCUGCCCCAGGGAGGCCCCAGCGUGCAGCCCAGAAGAGGCUGUCCCCUGUCCAGAUGCUCAUGUCAGGAAAGAGAAACCCCAGGGCCAGCCAGGAUUCAACAAGUGAGAUUGGAAUUGAAGCCACUGAUCUAACAAGCCUACUUGAGCAGUUUGAAGAGACGCAAGCCAAAGAGGAGCAGAGGGUGCCAGUGCUCUGUAACAGAGCAGCUGCUGUAGGAAGCUCCAGUUUGGAGAGGCAACCGGACAAAAAGCCACUGGAGCGUCCACGCGGACCUGACCUAGGGAGCACCGCUGGCCUCACCCCCCCGGCCACCCCUCCGCACCAGGUCUGGAAGCCCCUGACCCCCGUCACCCUGCUGGGGAAGGCCAAACAAGUCGAGGGCGCAAAACCGUCGCCUUCCAAGGCGGCGCAAGACAUCAGCCCCCAGCUGCCAACGGAGGGCAGAGCGGCCAACAGGUCCCCAACAAGUGCCACUACCCCCUUCACCCCAAAACCCGCGGCCCUCAAGGAGCCGUCGGCUUUCACUGAUCACGACUACUGCCUGCCCACGGAGAAGAAGGCCGCCGAACCCCCGGAGGGCCAAUGUCAUAGCGGGAAUCCGCAACCAGGCCCCGCCAUCAAAGCCACCCCUCGCACAAUGGAGACCCAGCGCGUUGCCACCGUGACCCUGAGCAACGCCAUGCCCGUGUCCGCGCCGGCCAAGUUUGUCAGCCAGCCGCUGGACCACAGGACUCUGACGGGUUCCGUCCUGCUGUCCCCUGACAGCUCCCCCUGCAGGCCGGAGGCUGCCCCUGCCCUGAGUGUAGAGCAGCCCAAAAACCAAAGUGGGGGAGCCCUCCGCUACUCGGAGAGCCCCACUAGCCCUCGGGGCAGAGAGAGAGGCAGAACGAGGAGGCAGUAUCGCGGGCGGUCCUCCAGCUCUGAGUCCAGCAGCUCCGGGUCCAGUUCGCGGUCGUCCUCCAGGUCCCGGUCCCGGUCCAGCUCCGGGUCGACCUCAGGGUCUAGAUCCCAGUCCGAUUCCAGGUCUCCUCCCCGAAAGAGGUUCCGCUCCCGUUGCUCUGAGAGCAGUUCCAGCGGUUCCUCCCGCUCCAGCUCGCACUCUCCUCCGUGCCACCGGUACUCCUACUCCAGCUCACGCUCCCGGUCCUGGAGCCGAUCCCGCUCACGCUCCUGCUCCCCGCCAGACCCGCGCCGCCAGUGGUGGACGGGGAACCGCAGCCCGAGCUACACACGCAGAUAUCACUACAACCCCAGGGAGUGCUACCAGUGGCAGGAUGUAAAGGAUCGCAAGGAGAAGGCCAUAGAAGAGCGUCGAGUGGUGUACGUGGGAAAGAUCCGGGGCGGGAUGACUCGCAAGGAGCUAAAGGAACGCUUCUCGCAGUACGGGGAGAUCGAGGAGUGCACCCUGCACUUCAGAGACUUUGGGGACAACUAUGGCUUUGUGACGUACUACAGCACGAAGGACGCGUUCAACGCCAUCGAGAACGGCAGCAAGCUGCGCCAGUCCGACGAGCUGCCCUUCGACCUCUGCUUCGGAGGGCGCCGGCAGUUCUGCAAGUCCAACUAUGCUGAUCUUGAUUCCAAUCGGGAUUACGACCCAGCACCUACUAAAAGCAAGUAUGAGGCACUAGACUUUGACACUUUACUUAAACAGGCCCAGAAGGGACUGAAAAGGUAACAGGAAAUGCCGGAACAGGAACAGGAAGAGGAGAGCUAACCAUGCAAUUUACCUCAGAGCUGCAAUGUGGGCUCACACCUUCAGGCACUGCCUGUUCCCCCCCCCCCCCCCCCCCUCUCCCCCCUUAAUGUUUCUUUUACAAAGCUUACACCUUCUAUUGAAGUGGAAAAUUUGUAAGAAAACCCUAAAUGGUAUGAAAAAAAACUGAAUAAAGUAAUAAUAAAAAAUAAAAAAAAACACUUAAAAUGCUAUUGAAGAGUUUUUAAGAAUGAAAUUAUUUAAGGAUUUGCAUUUGAUAAUUUGCAUUCCGAGAAUGGUAUGCAAGUCUCGUCUUGUUAAAUAAAGUAAAAAUUUAAAAAAAGAAAUACUUUAAGUUGGGAAAAAAAUGGAAAUGAUCCUGCAUAUGGUGGAAAGGGGGUUUUGCAAAAGUGUAUUGCAAAACAUAAAUAAAAAAAGUCUGAAAAGUUA